GGCCAGCGCUAAGAUUGUCAAUCCACCGCUUCCGUCGUCCUGGUUGCUACGUCUGUUCUGCGCCGGAAGGAGAACCCGCGAACGCGUUUGGAAUUAUGGCGGCGGUGGAUAUCCGAGAUAAUCUGCUGGGAAUCUCUUGGGUUGACAGUUCCUGGAUUCCUAUUUUGAACAGUGGAAGUGUCCUGGAUUACUUUUCAGAAAGAAGUAAUCCUUUUUAUGACAGGACAUGCAAUAAUGAAGUGGUCAAAAUGCAGAGGUUAACAUUAGAACACUUAAAUCAGAUGGUUGGAGUGGAAUACAUUCUUUUACAUGCUCAAGAACCCAUUCUUUUUAUCGUUCGGAAACAACAGCGGCAGUCCCCUACCCAAGUUAUCCCGAUGGCUGAUUAUUAUAUCAUUGCUGGAGUGAUCUAUCAGGCACCAGACUUGGGAUCAGUUAUAAACUCUAGAGUGCUUACUGCAGUGCAUGGCAUUCAGUCAGCUUUUGAUGAAGCUAUGUCAUACUGUCGAUACCAUCCUUCCAAAGGGUAUUGGUGGCACUUCAAAGAUCAUGAAGAGCAAGAGAAAGUCAAACCUAAAGCUAAAAGGAAAGAAGAACCAAGCUCUAUUUUCCAGAGACAGCGUGUGGAUGCUUUACUCCUAGACCUUAGACAGAAAUUUCCUCCCAAAUUUGUGCAGCAAAAGUCUGGAGAAAAGCCUGUCCCAGUGGAUCAGACAAAGAAAGAAGCCGAACCUAUACCAGAAACUGUAAAAUCUGAGGAGAAGGAGGCCACCAAGAAUGUCCAACAGACAGUGAGCACUAAAGGCCCUCCUGAAAAACGAAUGAGACUUCAGUGAGUGUUGGACGAGAGAGAAACCUGUAAGACUCUUCCUGUCCUUUAUUAUACCUCAUUACUGUGACAUGCUCUUGAACUUUAAAAUUCUUUGUCACAAUCCUCUCAUUUGUAUAGAAUGUUGUACUUGUUCUUUAAGGAAAGAUGAACGGAUCUUCAUGCUUUCCAUAUGAAUAUUUUUGAUGUAUCCUUUCCUUUGUGAUCUUCCCCCUACUGAACUCGCGCAACUUCCUCAAUCAUAUGUGUACCUUAUACAUUAAAAAAAAUAAAUUUAUUUGUAUAAAUUACUUUAUCAUGGCUUUUUCUCCCUCAUGUCUCUCUGAAUUAUUUCUAGAUGCAUUUUGUAAACAGACAGGAUUGUUAAAGUAAUAACUUAAGUUUAUUUUCUUUUAUUUGCAUGUUCCUUGGUAUAAAUUGUGCUAGUUACUAACAUUUUGAAAGAUAAAAGGGAAAACCAAUGCUGUCAUCCUUUAUAUACUCAUACGUGUUGUGAAUUUUUUCCCCGUGUGUAUUAGCUUAUAGUUGUUCUGUUCACAUAAUUUUACUCUCAUCAUAUUAUUAUGUCUGUUUAUAAGCACAUUCCAGUUUUACUUAGUCUUUAUAGACUAUUUAUUUUAGCGGCUAAAUAAUUUUUGUGAUUGUUUUUUUAAAUGAUCCCAUGUUAUGUUCAGAAUUUUCUCAACUUGCAUUAUUUUAAAUAAGGUGUAGUGAUUAUAGUUGUGAUAGUGACUUUUCAAUGCUUAAUACUUCCUUAGAGUCUAGUAGUACAAUCACUGCAGUCUGCACAUAUUUUUGCUCUUAGUCUGUGUUGCCAAGUUGUUUCUCCUAAAAGAUCUGGACCAAUUUACUCAACAGCUAAGUAUGAAGAUCCCAAGUUCUCUACAAUCUUGCUACCACUGACUAUUGUUUUCAUUCUUAGUGCUAAUUAAAGCAGCAAAAUAUAUAUAUUUUAUUAAGUUAUUGAACAAUCUCUCACCUUUGCUUUUUGCAUUUAUAAAGCCUGGUUUUCUAGAUUAUGUGACAUUUUUCUUUUAGCUUUUCAUUUUGACAUAAUUUCAGGUUACAGAAAAGUUACAAAAAUAGUACAAAGGGGGCCUCCCCGGUGGCGCAGCGGUUGAGCGCUGGGUUGUGAAGCUGCCAGGUUUGAUCCCCGGCUGCUCCCAGGCCACCGGAGGAGGGUCCCACAUGGCGCUCAGACCUCUCCUGCCUCCCGCUGCUCCCCUCAGCAGUGUACUU
Messenger RNA from Talpa occidentalis (Iberian mole), 2068 nucleotides. It is a transcript of the gene MED6, whose product is annotated as mediator complex subunit 6. The record is from RefSeq and is a predicted model, not a curated record. Gene Ontology annotation, biological process: regulation of transcription by RNA polymerase II. The coding region runs from base 96 to 836 and encodes 246 amino acids. Gene Ontology annotation, molecular function: transcription coactivator activity. Gene Ontology annotation, cellular component: core mediator complex; mediator complex. The transcript is spliced from 8 exons. Lineage: Eukaryota; Metazoa; Chordata; Mammalia; Eulipotyphla; Talpidae.